UGGAUUCUUAACUAAAAUCAGUUUGUGCCUCAGAUGGUAAGCACUUGGUGCCCACUCUGCUUGCCUCCAGAGAAGUGGUUCAGUUUGACGGUUCCCUGAAGAAACAACAGGAGCAGGACAAACGAGAACCAGAAGUAAAGGAAUCAGAAACUUGUCAGAAGCCCAGAGCCUCUGGAAAGAUUCUAAAAUGAGUCUGGAAAAAUGUUCAGCUCCUCUCUGGACCACAUCUGCUGACGGGCAGGUGAAGCUGAGAAGGGACCCCACGUGCUCACAAAUGCCAGUAACAGUUCACCAGAUGUUUCAAGAAUCUCUAGAGAAAUACAAGUCUCUCAAUGCAUUAGCCAGCAGGAAGGAUGGGAAAUGGGAAAAGAUAACUUUUUCCGAGUAUUACAACCUCUCUCGGAAAGCAGCCAAAAGUUUCCUAAAGCUCGGCCUUGAACGAUUCCACAGUGUUGCAAUUCUGGGUUUCAAUUCUCCCGAAUGGUUCAUUUUGGCAGUAGGAGCUGUUUUUGCUGGCGGCAUUGUGACAGGGAUCUACACAACCAGCUCUCCAGAGGCUUGUCAUUACGUUGCUCAUGACUGCCGAGCCAAUAUUGUGGUGGUGGAAAACCAGAAGCAGUUGGACAAAAUAAUGCAGAUCUGGGAUCGUUUACCAUACUUAAAAGCUGUCGUGAUGUAUAAAGACAGUGUGCCUGAGAAACAUCCCAAUUUGUUUAUGAUGGAUGAAUUCAUGGAGUUGGGAGAUGGAAUUCAGGAUGGACAACUUGAUGCUAUUAUUGACUCCCAAGAGGCCAGCCAAUGUUGUGUCCUGAUCUACACCUCUGGAACAACAGGGAAGCCGAAAGGAGUCAUGCUGAGCCACGACAAUAUCACCUGGACAUCCGCACACGCCAGUCGGGCAGGAGAUGUGCAACCCGCUGAAAUCCGGCAGGAAAAGAUCGUCAGUUACCUCCCCUUGAGCCACAUCGCUGCCCAAAUAUACGAUCUCUGGACUGGAAUUAAGUGGGGUGAAGAGGUUUAUUUUGCAGAACCGGAUGCCUUGAAGGGAAGCCUGGUUGAGGUCCUGAGAGAAGCACUACCCACCUCACAUAUGGGAGUGCCCCGGGUGUGGGAGAAGAUGAUGGAGAAGAUCAAAGAGGUUUCUUCGCAGACUGGAUUGCUGAAGAAGAAGAUGCUGUCCUGGGCCAUGUCAGUCACUCUGGAGCAAAACCUGAGCUGCUCCAAUAGUGAUUCAAAGCCCUAUUGGAUGAGGAUGGUGGACUCUUUGCUCCUCGCUAAGAUCCGCUGUGCCCUCGGCCUUUCCCAGUGUCAGAAGCACUUCUGCGGAGCUGCCCCCCUCCCUGUGGAAGUAUCGCAGUUCUUCCUUGGCCUGAACAUCCCCCUUUAUGAAGCGUAUGGGAUGAGUGAAACCACCGGUCCCCAUUGCAUGUCUGGGCCACACAUUUAUCGACCUAACAGCUGUGGCAUGGCUGUCCCAGGUUGCCUCAUUAAGAUAGUGAACGAAGAUGAACAUGGCAACGGGGAGAUUUGCUUUUGGGGACGGACAGUCUUCAUGGGCUAUUUGAACAUGGAGGACAAGACCAGGGAAGUGAUUGACCAAGAUGGCUGGUUGCACUCUGGAGAUCUUGGAAAGAUGGACAAGGAUGGAUUUCUUUAUGUCACUGGAAGAAUUAAAGAGCUUAUCAUUACAGCUGGGGGUGAAAAUAUCCCUCCUGUCCCCCUGGAAGAUGCUGUCAAGAAGGAGCUCCCAUUAAUUAGCAAUGCUGUGUUGAUUGGAGAUCAGAAGAAGUUCUUGUCUAUGUUGCUGACCUUAAAGUGCUCAGUGGAUCCUGAUACAUCUGAACCAACUGAUUGCCUGACCCAGGAAGCCAGAGACUUCUGCCAAAAAGCUGGAAGCAAAGCCACGCAGGUUUCCGAAAUUGUACGCGCAAGAGACCACGCCGUGUACCGGGCUGUGCAAGUUGGCAUAGACCGCGUCAAUGGGUGCUCCGUCAGCAACGCUCAGCGCAUUCAGAAGUGGGCAAUCCUAGGAAAAGACUUCUCCAUUUCUGGUGGAGAAUUUGGUCCGACAAUGAAAUUAAAGCGGCAAACAGUUGCUGAGAAGUACAAAAAUGAAAUUGAGGCUUUUUACAAGGAUUGUUUAGCUGCCUAGGCUCUGUCAGGCCAGGAAAUCCUGCCAGCUUCUUUUGUAGAAGACUGCUGCUCAGAGAGCAUUAACUGUUCCUACGCAAACAUUACUUUGAAAAGAUAUGAAUAGUUUUUGCAAUCGGCGCUCAAAGCAUCUUUGGACUCUGGUGAAUUACUUCUCAA
This is a messenger RNA of Candoia aspera, 2310 nucleotides long. It is a transcript of the gene ACSBG1, whose product is annotated as acyl-CoA synthetase bubblegum family member 1. The coding region runs from base 188 to 2152 and encodes 654 amino acids. The record is from RefSeq and is a predicted model, not a curated record. Gene Ontology annotation, cellular component: membrane; endoplasmic reticulum. Lineage: Eukaryota; Metazoa; Chordata; Lepidosauria; Squamata; Candoiidae. The transcript is spliced from 14 exons. Gene Ontology annotation, molecular function: long-chain fatty acid-CoA ligase activity.